CUGCCUCUCGGUUAGUUUUCAUCAGAACGAUCCGGAUGAGACACUUGUCCUCUAAGCAGAAAAAGGAGGUAAACUCUUGGUAGUGUAUGUGGAAAGGAGAAGAUAUUCUCGGACAACAUCACUCUUAUUUUGGAUCGACUUUUGGAUGGUUAUGACAACAGACUGCGACCUGGAUCUGGGGGUGGUAUUACGGAGGUGAAAACAGACAUCUUUGUCACCAGCUUUGGACCAGUUUCAGAUGUUGACAUGGACUACACCAUGGACAUGUUCUUCCGUCAGAUGUGGGUUGACGAGCGGCUAAAAUUCGAGGGUCCCACGGAAAUCCUGAGGCUGAACAAUCGCAUGGUGGACAAGAUCUGGACGCCAGACACUUUUUUCCGAAACUCCAAGAAGGCCAUUUCCCAUAACACGACCACACCUAACAAACUCUUCCGCAUCAUGCAAAACGGGACUGUCCUCUACACCAUGAGACUGACAAUCGCUGCAGAGUGUCCAAUGAGUCUGAUGGACUUCCCCAUGGACGGCCACGCAUGUCCUCUCAGGUUUGGAAGCUAUGCCUACACGAGCAGUGAAAUCCUUUUCACUUGGAGGAAAGGACCAGUAGCUUCUGUCGAUUGUCCCGCGGAGUCUAUGAGCCUUCUGCAGUAUGACCUUGUGGGGCAGACUUUGUCCAGUGAGAUAUUCAAAGCAAACACAGGUCACUACGCUGUGCAGGUGGUCUAUUUCUUCCUCCAGAGGAAGCUGGGCUACUACCUCAUACAGACAUACAUCCCUCUUAUAAUGGUUGUUGUGCUGUCACAAGUCUCUUUUUGGAUCAACAAGGAGUCUGUUCCUGCGCGCACAGUUGCCGGCAUCACCACAGUGCUGACUAUGACCACCUUGAGCAUCAGCGCCCGCCAGUCGCUUCCCAAAGUAGCCUAUGCCACCGCCAUGGAUUGGUUCAUCGCUGUAUGUUUUGCCUUUGUGGCGUCGGCUCUCAUCGAGUUUGCAGCAGUAAACUACUUGGCCACGCUCCAGGCCAACCGCCUGAAGAAGCGGAAAGCUAGACAAUACAAGCUUGAGGUGUUGACCACCGGCGAUGAAGACAACUCAGUUUCGUCUGACUAUCAGGAAGGCCUGAAGAAGAGAAACCAUUCGGUGUGUCGCAGCGAGCCUGGAGAUGCUCCACCAGUGCCGAUUUUCCUCCAGCAGGGCUCAGCUUUUCCUCCAAACCCGCAACUGGCCGGCACAAGCCCCAUCGACAAGUACUCCCGCAUCCUCUUCCCACUGGCCUUCGGCCUCUUCAACCUUGUGUACUGGUACAACUACCUGGCCAAGGACACCAUGGAGAGGGCCAGGGACGCAGAUCUUGAAAACUAAGAGGACCUGGAAAAGGGCAUGUGCACCCGGAGAGACCUUCAGCAUCCAGCCAGCCUCACCUCACCCUCCUCUCUCUCUCUGUGUGAACAAGCUCUCAGCAGUCACUCUGCUCUCAUCUGACAGAGGAAAUGAAUCAGAAACUCAUUUAUUCUCCUGCCGCACAUCUAUUCAUUUCACAGGCUGUGACCACUGCCCACUUGUGUUCUGAUCAGUAGCUGAAGAGCUGCCCUUCACGGGCCUCAAUCACUUUAAAGCCUGCCACACGUACACACAACAACUUCUCGGGCCCCCGGAUCGAGACAGACGGCACACACGUACAGCACGCAUGACACUCAGACACGCACACAGACCAAGAAACACAUCAAAAAGAAAUGCAUGAUAUAAUCUAUGAUGGCUGUAACUGGUGGUGAUGCAACAGUGAACCAAUGCUUUCAGAAGCCUGCCCUCUACAGAAGCACAGCUCCCACUACAACAAGAUCAAAGGCAAUUUAGAGGAGGCUCGCAUCCCUCCCCGCGGCUUUAAAAAUGUACUCAAACCUGAGAAAAUGAAUUGUGGGAUUGUGUUUUCCAUCCCACCUUUCUGCUCUGGCGCUCUGGUGCUCCCUCUUCAUUUUCAGAUCUGCUGCAGGUCCUCUGAAAACAUUGCAGGGAAGAGUAGGAUAUAAUACCCAUGGGUGUUGAUGACAUUAAUUUUUGUACAGACGCGGCAUGAUUGUUGGGUAAAAAUGUUUGCAUAUAGAGACUGUCUUCCUGCAAUGGAUGGAUUGUUAUUCUCUUUUUAACCUCUAAACAUGUCCAGUAACAUAAAAGCUGAAGGAAUAAACUUGAUCUUAAGUUGACAUUUUGACCACCUUAACCCUUCAAUGCAUCAUAUUGUUUGACCUUGUCAGGAUGUAAACUCAUCUGCCGUGUAAUAAACAUGAAAA
This is a messenger RNA of Cottoperca gobio, 2285 nucleotides long. RefSeq names its product gamma-aminobutyric acid type A receptor subunit alpha6a (gene gabra6a). Gene Ontology annotation, molecular function: extracellular ligand-gated monoatomic ion channel activity; GABA-A receptor activity. Gene Ontology annotation, cellular component: membrane. NCBI's taxonomy places the organism in Eukaryota, Metazoa, Chordata, Actinopteri, Perciformes, Bovichtidae. The coding region runs from base 247 to 1359 and encodes 370 amino acids. The record is from RefSeq and is a predicted model, not a curated record. The transcript has 10 exons. Gene Ontology annotation, biological process: monoatomic ion transmembrane transport.